This is a messenger RNA of Vitis riparia (riverbank grape), 822 nucleotides long. Its product is annotated as protein YLS3-like. The record is from RefSeq and is a predicted model, not a curated record. The transcript has 3 exons. Lineage: Eukaryota; Viridiplantae; Streptophyta; Magnoliopsida; Vitales; Vitaceae. Bases 69 to 704 code for a protein of 211 amino acids.
UCAACACCAUAGAUUCCCGCACUGCUAAAACCUCUGCAAGUCCAAGACUAAAACCAAAGAGAGCCAAUAUGGAGGUCUUCAAGUCUUCUAUGUGCUUGGUUUCAACACUGGCAAUAGCUCUGAUGGUUGUGAUUAUGCCAGUUCAAGGACAGAUCAGUACCUCGUGUUCUGCUUCGAUGAUUUCCAGCUUCACCCCUUGCAUAAAUUUUGUUACUAAUAGCAGUGGCAAUGGAACUUCACCAACCGCGGAUUGUUGCAAUGCGCUCAGGUCCCUCACAAGCACCAGCAUGGACUGCUUUUGCCUCAUUGUAACUGGAAGUGUUCCCUUCCAAAUACCAAUCAACAGAACCCUCGCUAUCUCCCUCCCGCGUGCUUGUAACAUGGCUAGUGUGCCGGUCCAAUGCAAAGCAACUGGUGCGCCUGUUCCCGCUCCAGGCCCUGCAGCACUUGGACCAACACUCUCUCCUACAGGACCUAGUCCUAAAGCUUCUUCUGUGCCUGAAUCAACAUCACCAGCUCUAGCACCGGAAUCUGACACAACUCCGUCUCUGACUCCAGACUCUCCUACUGCGGAUUCCGAUGCCCCAACCACAACUACAGGAAGCCGCCCAGUUCUGACCCCAUCAGCUGGAAAUCGUCCUCAAAGUCUCUCACCAUCUCUUGUGCUAUUUGUACUUGGAAUUAUAUUCAUCAAGUACUAUUAGGUUGUCGUGUGUAUCUUUUAGUAUUGUGUCAGGGGAGUGAUUAUUGUUUUGGGCUCACAGAGAUCUUUCAGCUUUAUUUGUAUUCAUUCAUGAAAUAAACCGGGAUUCUUUUGUAUCA